AGGCUGACUGACUGGGAUGGGGAGGUGAGGCAGCGGGGCCGAACAUGGCGCGGAGCGGCCGGGCGCUUGGGAAAGUGCUCGCCGAAAGGCUCACGGCGCCGCACAGAAGCGUUCUCAGGCACUUGGCUUCAUGUGGUAUUCUGAUGAGCAGAAUUCCUCCAAUGCAAGCAUCUGUAACAAACCGUACCUUCGCAAGAAGAACUUUCUUCAACAUUGCUUCACCGUUUGGAAACAAAAGAAAAGAAUAUUCUGAGAGAAGGAUUAUAGGUUAUUCCAUGCAGGAAAUGUAUGAAGUGGUAGCUGUUGUGGAGGACUACAAACUCUUUGUUCCUUGGUGUAAAAAGUCAGACAUAUUAUCCAAACGUUCUGGAUACUGCAAAGCCCACUUAGAAAUAGGAUUUCCUCCUGUGGUAGAGAAGUAUACAUCAGUUGUUACCCUAGUGAGACCUCACUUGGUUAAGGCAUCCUGCACAGAUGGGAAACUAUUUAAUCAUCUGGAAACAGUGUGGCGUUUCGGUCCGGGAAUCCCAGGUUAUCCAAGAACAUGUACCUUGGAUUUUUCAGUUUCUUUUGAGUUUCGUUCACUUCUACACUCUCAACUUGCUACACUAUUUUUUGAUGAAGUUGUUAAACAGAUGGUAGCUGCCUUUGAAAGAAGAGCAUCCAAAAUCUAUGGGCCAGAAACUAGUAUACCUCGGGAGCUAAUGUUUCAUGAAAUUCAUCACACAUAAAGGGAAAAAAGUUAGAUCUCUAUCUUUAUUAUAAUCUAAUUUGUACACCUUAUUUAUAAGAGGUGCUUUUCUCUGUGGGCAUCUAUUUGUUAACUUAGCUUUGUGUGUAAUAUACUGCUGUACAAAACAUGCACAUAAUAUGGAACCAUGUACAUAGAAUAUUAAGCUUCAAGUGCAAUUCAGGGUGUGGUGUUUGUAACAAACUGAGUGGCAGCUACUGUAAGCUAGCCAAUCAAGAUUGCCUUUACCUUGCCAAACAGUUUGAUUAUAUAAUGAACAGCACAUCAGCAUUACUGCCUUAUCUAAACUGUUAAUUUUUUGCAGUGUUUGUAAUAAGUGUAUGAAGUUUAAGUUAUUAGUAGUUUUUGAACAUAUGUAACUUAUUCUCAUGAUAUUAGCAUCAACCUAAACAAGUUCAGGGAAAGUUUAAGGCAAUUGCCCUUAACUUCCUACUUUUCCCUGCAUCAGGAAUACUAGUUUUAUGCUCCAAAAGACUGAAAGAAGAAUCCCCUAAUGGACAGUUUCAAUACAUUUUAACUGACAAGGCUCCAGUAGACAAAGCAGUGCCAUCUUACAUUAGUAGCUGUGGUAAAAAUAUAAACUGACAUUACAGAAGUUAAGAGCAGCACUUACUUGUUCUACAACUUAUGAGUUUAAACUAAAUCAGUGUGGUAGUGUACAACGUAUAUGUAAUUGACUUAAAAAAUAAAAAGGUCUAAAGGGAGCAAUUAAGCUUUUUAGAAGAAAUCUACUUAUAUUUACACAUUCAUUACUACCAUCAAACAGAUUACUAUAACAUUAAAACAAUGAAAGGGGUAAGUUAUGCCAAGGAUUUUUUAACACAUUUGAUGAGGCUGGCACUGUUAUCGCUAAUCCCUUGUGUUAUAACUUUCUAUAUUCCCCCUCCUCUCCAAAAGCAAGCUGGAGCUAAAUUGUCUCUUAAAAAUUAAAGAUAUAAACUAAGUGAGUGAAUAGAUCUGCAUCCUUUUUCUAUUAUAUUGAAUUGCCUAAUUCCUGUUUUAAUUUUACCAUUAGCUCAAGUCAAAUUAAGUGAAAUGUUUAGCUUCAAAUCUAAAGUUUAAUUUUUCUGAGAGGGAAAAGGGGUAAAUGUAUUAAGUGUACAUAGAGUGGA
Messenger RNA from Emys orbicularis (European pond turtle), 1863 nucleotides. RefSeq names its product coenzyme Q10B (gene COQ10B). Gene Ontology annotation, biological process: cellular respiration; ubiquinone biosynthetic process. Bases 45 to 731 code for a protein of 228 amino acids. The record is from RefSeq and is a predicted model, not a curated record. Gene Ontology annotation, molecular function: ubiquinone binding. The transcript has 5 exons. Gene Ontology annotation, cellular component: mitochondrion. NCBI's taxonomy places the organism in Eukaryota, Metazoa, Chordata, Testudines, Emydidae.